This is a messenger RNA of Fusarium sp. VM40, 786 nucleotides long. NCBI's taxonomy places the organism in Eukaryota, Fungi, Ascomycota, Sordariomycetes, Hypocreales, Nectriaceae. The record is from the annotation of a GenBank genome assembly.
AUGACAGAGGCAACAGAUUCUGCCUUGCCUGGCAUCGAGAAAGGCAUCUUACUUCCAUCCUCACUGGAACAUGCUAGAAUUGCUACUCUCCCUCAAACGGCAUACUAUAUCCCAAACUUCAUAACCGCGGAAGAAGAGCAGAUGAUUCUGGGCAAAAUAUCCAGUGCACCUAAACCGAGAUGGAAACGGCUUACAAAACGACGUCUUCAAACCUGGCCUUCAGAUCUUGUCAACAACAAACUCCUUGACGCCCCUCUGCCUGCAUGGCUUCAAGAGCCCGUCAUAUCUCGUCUACUGUCACUUCAAACGCAAGACUCUGAAACCGGAAAUGUAUUUGACAAGAGCCCUCACAAGAAACCCAACCAUGUUCUCAUCAACGAGUAUCCACCUGGUAUCGGCAUCAUGCCGCAUAAGUUGAGUGAUGGUGCUGCGUACUGGCCCGUUGUGUGCACCGUGAGCCUCGGAGCCAGCUUGUGCCUGAAUCUACAUCGUAGCAAGGACGAUGGUGCCCUCGACCCUGAACCUGCUUGGAGGAUUCUCCAGGAGCCCCGUAGUUUGCUCAUCACGACUGACCAGCUGUACACCGACUAUCUUCACGGUAUUUCCGACAUAGAAGAGGACGUCGAUUUGAGUGCAGAUACUGUUGCUAACUGGGAUCUGCUCCGCUCCCCCGAUGCAUACACGAGUGGCCGCAAUGUUCGCCAAACCCGCACAAGUCUGACAUAUCGAGAUGUUCUUCAGGUAUCAAAGGCUGCAAACAAGCUCGGCAUGUUUCUCAAGCGAUGA